AUGAAUAAUUUCUUUAUCUGGAAAAGUUGUCUGUUUCUUCGUUCAAUUCGUUCUCAGAAUUCGACUACAUAUAAUAAUUUUACAAUUGAAUGGGACGAUUUUAAUUUAUUAACAUGUGCCACACCCACUUAUUUAAAUUUUUCAUUUCUUACAUGUAUGAAUCCAAAUUAUACACAAAUCGAUGAUUCAUCAUGUUUAGCAACGACUACGAUUAAUUUUGAUGAUACGUCAUGUACAAUAACAACAACAUCCCCAACAACAACACAGUUAGUAGGUCAAACAACGACAACUAUUAGUCAGCAGACCACAGUGCGAUUGCUUACUACAACAGGUCAGCAAACUUCAGUCGGUAUGAUCACUAGUACUAUCCAAAAUGUAAACAUUAGCACAACACAUCUCUCUAACACCACUCAACUUGCUAAUACCACAUUCCUAGCUAGCACUACUCUUCUUCUUAACACUACCCUUCCUGCUAUCACAACAUAUUCUGCUACAACUACUGUAAAUCCCGCGAAUACCACAACAUAUUCUGCUACAACUACUGUAAAUCCCGCAGAUACCACAACAUAUUCUGCUACAACUACUGUAAAUUCCGCAAAUACCACAGCAUAUCCUGCUACAACUACUGUAAAUCCCGCAAAUACCACAACAUAUUCUGCUACAACUACUGUAAAUUCCGUGAAUACCACAACAUAUUCUGCUACAACUACUGUAAAUCCCGCGAAUACCACAACAUAUCCUGCUAAUACCACUCAAAAUAUAGCAGCUACUAAUACAACUGUGCAUUUAGUUGCGGAUACUACCGGUCAAAAUUUAAUCAUUACAGAUACUACAACUGUAGUUGUUUCCACAAUUCAAACUCUUGCUACAACACAGGUAGUAAACAGUCAUUCCCAAUCUGAUAGUAUUUAUACAACGGUUUUGUCAACAAUCUCAACGACCACAACUCAAAAUUUCCAAGGUACAUGUGAUGGUGAUUUCAUUGGUCCUUACUGCAAUGUAUCAUCGGAUGCAUGUGCAAUGAGUCAACCAUGCCAAAAUGCAGCAACAUGCUACCCGAAUAAUACACUACCGUUGCGUUAUGUAUGCACCUGUGUGAAUGGAUAUGUGGGCUACGAUUGUCAGUAUGAUAUACGAGCGUGUAAAGAAAAUACUUGCUGGCAUAAUGGGACGUGUUUGGAAGUGAAUAAGACUAUUUCUGUUAAUUCCACAAAUAAUUUUCAUUGUGAAUGUGUUGAAGGUUACGAUGGUGUUCAUUGUGAAUUAGAAGUUGAUGAUUGCUCAAAUGUCACCUGUCAAAAUCAUGGUUUUUGUGUAUCUACAUUGAAUUCAUGGCAUUGUAUAUGUUUAGAUACAAAUUAUUACAACGGUGUCUACUGUCAAUAUAAAUCGCAGAGUUUAAUCAUUAAAGAAUGGGUAGCAAAAUCAUUUGCUAUUGUGGCUAUUGGAUCCAUCAUUGCUGUCUGUCUAUUUGUGAUCAUUAUGGAUGUAAUGAAAUAUGUUUUUAAAAUUGAUCCAGUGUACGAAAAUGAAAAGCUUAGAAAAGCAAGAUAUAGACGAGAUCAUCCACGAAAACCAAAACCAGUCCAAGUUGAUAAUAAAACAUUGGCAUUAAGAUUUCAAUAUGUUAAAUAA
Molecule: messenger RNA, 1635 nt
Organism: Didymodactylos carnosus
Lineage: Eukaryota; Metazoa; Rotifera; Eurotatoria; Philodinida; Philodinidae
Source: the annotation of a GenBank genome assembly